This is a messenger RNA of Danio rerio (zebrafish), 2196 nucleotides long. The record is from RefSeq and is a predicted model, not a curated record. Lineage: Eukaryota; Metazoa; Chordata; Actinopteri; Cypriniformes; Danionidae.
CGGCAAAUGCCUGAACCCCCAAGAAAACUUAUCUAAGCCCCGUCCAUUCAUCACGUAGGGAGAGCUGCUGCUUUCAUGUCUGACAUUUCUUAAGUUUGUACAUAUUUUACUUUUUACGCUUUUAAACGUUUAAACUCGUCUUUUUGGCUGACGUGUCAUAUAUAUAUAUAAACAUUAAAGGCUAACGUUAGUUGUGAUUUGCUUUAAACAAGCAUCAGCAAAAGCAAUGGACUGCAGAGUUCUCUCAGUUCAGAGUCAUGUUGUGAGAGGCUAUGUUGGAAACAAAUCUGCUACUUUUCCUUUGCAGGUGCUGGGCUUUGAAGUGGACACUAUAAACUCUGUGCAGUUCUCCAAUCAUACAGGUUAUGAGCACUGGAAAGGGCAGGUGUUGACUGCGGAUGAACUCAACGUUCUCUACGAGGGAAUCAAGCUUAACGAUGUGAACCAUUACGACUAUGUGCUCACAGGAUACACUAGAGAUUAUUCCUUUUUGGAUAUGGUUGUAGACAUUGUCCAGGAGCUGAAGAGAGCAAAUCCGAGCCUGGUUUAUGUGUGUGAUCCGGUGCUAGGUGAUAAUGGGGCCAUGUACGUUCCUGAGAACCUGCUGCCCAUCUACCGAGACAGAGUUGUUCCUGCUGCAGACAUAAUCACUCCCAAUCAGUUUGAAGCUGAACUCCUCUCUGGGAGAAAAAUACAUUCAGAAAAAGAUGCUGUUGAAGUGAUGAACCUUCUUCAUUCAAUGGGUCCAGACACAGUGGUAAUCACCAGCUCUGACCUGCCCUCUCCUCUGGGCGAUCAGUAUCUGGUUGCUUUGGGGAGCCAGAAAAAAGUGAGGACAGAUGGCUCCAUGGUGACUCAGCAGAUACGUAUGGACAUCCCCAGGGUGGAUGCUGUGUUUGUGGGAACUGGUGAUCUGUUUGCUGCAAUGCUGCUGGCCUGGACACACCACCACCCUGAUCUCAAGAUGGCCUGCGAAAAGACCGCUUCCGUCCUUCAUCAUGUGAUUAAGAGAACUAUGACUUACGCACAUGAGGUGGCCGGUCCCAAUCGAAGGCCAAGUCCUGCUCAGCUGGAGCUGCGGAUGGUCCAGAGUAAAGCAGACAUCGAGAAUCCUGCCGUGGUGGUACAGUGUGGACGUGUGGACACUACAACCAGAGUUUGGCUUCAUGACAUCAGAAAGCGUACUGUUUUCUUCUUUCUGACUGAUCAACACGGCAGGGUUCACACUAAAUGUGGAAGAGGAGAAUGAGGCAAAAUUCUGCCCAUUUGUGGCAAACGCAUAUUUCAUAUUUCAUGUCAUUCAUCCGCGGUAGGGAAAUCCACCUCUGUUCUCAUGUUUGCAUUGAUUUGUUUGCAGUUUUACUCAUGAAAAUACUUAAUUCCCUGUUUGGAGUGGACCCAGCAUAAAGGUCUCAUUAUGGCACCUGUUGGUUCGGCAUGCUCUUAACUUACACCACAGUGCAUUUUUGCAUUUUCAUGUAGAAUAAAUGAAAGCAGGGAAAAGCCCAUUUAAAAAUAUACCCAUGUACAUUAUGUGGACAUUGCCUUUUGUCUCUGAAGAACUUUCUAUUUUUAGAAUUGUUUUUUGAGCCCAAACUCAGGAGGAAAAGUACAUAUUUUUUUCAAAAGCAAACAGUAUUGUCAGAAAAGUUUGCUAAUUCAUACAAAUUUGUUCAUACAAAAACACAUUUAAAAAGGAAGCUAGUCCCCAAUCCCCACCCCUAAACCCAACCAUUGGAUCAGUUGGGGCUUAAAACAUAAAAGAGACUUAAUUGCUGUGAGAUUAUGUUGGCUUUUCCAGUUCCAUAGGAACGCUGACAUCAUGAUAGGAAAUUUUUUGGGCUCGAAACCACCAUAACCACAAUAACCCUGCUAUAAUUAUCCACAGUUGCAACAGGAUCUUAACCAUGCUUGGAAUUGCUCAGAAGAAGGCCAACAGUCUUUCUUCUGAGCACCACAGAUAACUCUUAAUCAUAACAUGAUGGUAAACAUGAGCGGAUUGUUGAUGUUUAAAUAAGGUGUGGUUGUUCCUGUUAAUGUGUGUGUGAUAAAUGUAGAGGUGUAACAACUGUGUCCAUACCAGAAAUGCUUAAGCCACUUUUGUACAGGCUGAAUGAGAUAUGAUUACAAAAAUGUACUUCGUUAAAUUAUGUAUCAGUAUGUCCUAUAUGUUAAUAAACCACUCGUAGCACCAAA